UUGACAAGUGGAUCCAAGAUGGCGUAGAAAGUAAUGACAGGAAUUGGAUGAAGUAAUUGAUCACUAAAGAACUACAGUGCUGAUGAGAUGUGUAAGAAAUUAUAAAGAGCUCUGAUGGGCUAUUUGGGUGAUACCCAGUGCAGUGAACUGCAGAGAGUGAGCGAGCAGGGGAGAGGGAAAGAGAGAAAGAGAGAGAGAAUCCCCGCAGACUCCAUGCUCAGAAUUCCUGUUCUGCCUCAGACUUUGUGUUUUGGGCAAACCCCUGAAGUCUUCUUAGUUUGUGAGAUGGAGAUAAAUAAUAUCAGCUUUGUAAAAUGCCUUGAGACAAGGAUUUUUGUCCCUGAGUCAUGGAAGACAGAAGAGCUGAGAAGUCAUGUGAACAAGCGUGCGAAUCACUUAAGAGGCAGGACUAUGAAAUGACCCUCAAGCACUGCACAGAGGCCCUCCUUUCUCUUGGCCAGUACUCCAUGGCCGACUUCACAGGGCCAUGUCCACUGGAGAUAGAAAGCAUCAAAAUUGAGAGUCUUCUUUACAGAAUCGCCUCGUUUUUGCAACUGAAAAACUAUGGGCAAGCUGAUGAAGAUUGUAGGCAUGUGCUGGGGGAAGGCCUGGCCACGGGAGAUGGUGCCUUCCAGGCAGUGCUUUGCUGCAUGCAGCUGAAAGGAAAGCUCCAGCCUGUAUCCAACAUUCUUGCCAAGUCGCUGACAGGAGAGUCCCUGAAUGGGAUGGUAACAAAAGAUUUGACAAGACUGAAAACACUUCUCACAGAAACAGAGACAGCAACUAGUAACGUCCUGUCUGGAUAUCACGUGGAAGGCUUGGAAGGGGGAUCUUGUAAUGGUUGGCAUUUCCGCCCACCACCUAGGGGAAUCACAAGCAGCGAGGAAUAUACUUUGUGUAAAAGAUUUUUAGAACAAGGCAUCUGUAGGUACGGUGCCCAGUGUACUUCAGCGCACUCCCAGGAAGAACUAGCGGAAUGGCAGAAACGAUACGCCUCGCGGCUGAUAAAAUUGAAACAGCAAAACGAGAAUAAACAGCUCUCAGGCAGUUACAUGGAGACCUUGAUAGAAAAGUGGAUGAAUUCAUUAUCUCCUGAGAAAGUGCUUAGCGAAUGUAUAGAGGGAGUAAAAGUUGAGCAUAAUCCUGAUCUGUCGGUUACUGUCAACACCAAAAAGUCUCACCAGACAUGGACCUUUGCUCUUACUUGUAAGCCUGCAAGAAUGCUGUGUCGGGUAGCGUUGCUCUAUGAUGCACAUCGUCCUCAUUUUAGUAUCAUUGCAAUAUCUGCCGGAGAUAGUACUACGCAGGUAUCGCAGGAAGUCCCAGAGAACUGUCAAGAAUGGAUAGGAGGGAAGAUGGCCCAAAAUGGAUUAGAUCAUUACGUGUAUAAAGUCGGGAUAGCAUUUAACACAGAAAUCUUUGGAACUUUUCGCCAAACCAUAGUUUUCGACUUUGGAUUGGAACCGGUACUCAUGCAAAGAGUAAUGAUUGAUGCGGCUUCUACAGAAGAUCUUGAAUACCUGAUGCAUGCAAAACAACAGCUAGUAACCACAGCUAAGCGUUGGGAUUCUUCUUCUAAGACUAUUAUAGAUUUUGAACCUAAUGAAACUACUGAUUUGGAGAAGAGCCUUCUUAUCAGAUACCAAAUUCCUCUCUCUGCUGACCAGCUGUUUACCCAGUCGGUUUUAGACAAAUCAUUGACCAAGACCAACUAUCAGUCACGGCUGCAUGACCUUCUUUAUAUUGAGGAGAUAGCCCAGUAUAAAGAAGUCAGCAAGUUCAACCUUAAAGUGCAAUUGCAGAUUCUAGCAAGCUUCAUGCUCACGGGAGUUUCUGGAGGCGCAAAGUAUGCUCAGAAUGGACAACUUUUUGGUCGCUUUAAGCUUACUGAAACACUUUCUGAAGAUACUUUGGCUGGACGGCUGGUGAUGACCAAAGUCAAUGCUGUUUAUUUAUUACCAGUCCCUAAAGAGAAGUUAGUACAGACCCAGGGAACCAAAGAGAAGGUUUAUGAAGCUACUAUUGAAGAGAAAACAAAAGAAUAUAUAUUUUUAAGGAUAUCCAGGGAAUGCUGUGAAGAACUUAAUCUUCGGCCUGAUUAUGACACACAGGUUGAACUUCAGUUUCAAUUAAAUCGAUUACCCCUCUGUGAAAUGCAUUAUGCGCUAGACAGGAUCAAGGACAAUGGGGUUUUGUUUCCAGACAUCACUAUGACUCCAACCAUACCUUGGAGUCCCAACAGACAGUGGGACGAACAGUUGGAUCCUCGGCUGAAUGCAAAACAGAAAGAGGCUGUUCUGGCCAUCACAACUCCUCUUUCAAUCCAGCUGCCUCCCGUCCUCAUCAUCGGACCCUAUGGGACAGGCAAAACGUUCACUCUAGCUCAGGCCGUCAAGCACAUACUCCAGCAGCAGGAGACGAGCAGGAUUCUCAUUUGCACCCAUUCUAAUAGUGCUGCUGAUCUCUACAUAAAGGAUUAUUUACAUCCAUAUGUAGAAGCAGGCAAUCCCCAGGCAAGACCUCUCAGGGUAUAUUUCAGAAAUCGCUGGGUUAAGACUGUCCACCCAGUUGUGCAUCAGUACUGUUUGAUCUCAAGCGCACAUUCCACCUUUCAGAUGCCACAGAAAGAAGAUAUUCUUAAACACCGAGUGGUGGUUGUUACAUUGAAUACUUCCCAGUACCUCUGUCAGUUGGACCUUGAACCUGGGUUUUUUACACACAUUCUGUUAGAUGAAGCUGCCCAGGCCAUGGAGUGUGAAACCAUUAUGCCUCUAGCGUUAGCAGCUAAAAAUACGCGGAUUGUCUUGGCUGGUGACCACAUGCAGCUCAGUCCUUUUGUUUACAGCGAGUUUGCCAGGGAGAGAAACCUUCAUGUGUCAUUACUUGAUCGACUCUAUGAGCAUUACCCUGCCGAGUUUCCGUGUAGGAUCCUCCUGUGUGAGAAUUACCGCUCCCAUGAAGCUAUCAUCAAUUACACCUCUGAGCUCUUCUAUGAGGGCAAACUGAUGGCCAGUGGAAAGCAACCAGCACACAAGGAUUUCUACCCACUAACUUUCUUUACAGCACGAGGGGAAGAUGUACAAGAAAAAAAUAGCACAGCUUUUUAUAAUAAUGCAGAGGUCUUCGAAGUGGUGGAACGUGUGGAAGAGUUGAGACGGAAGUGGCCGGUAGCAUGGGGGAAGUUGGAUGAUGGCAGUAUUGGCGUGGUGACUCCGUACGCUGAUCAAGUGUUUAGGAUACGUGCUGAACUUCGGAAAAAGAGAUUAUCUGAUGUUAAUGUAGAAAGGGUGCUAAAUGUUCAAGGAAAGCAGUUCAGAGUUUUGUUUCUUAGCACAGUACGUACAAGGCAUACUUGUAAACACAAACAGACACCAAUUAAAAAGAAAGAGCAACUGCUGGAAGAUUCCACAGAGGAUUUAGAUUAUGGUUUUUUAUCUAACUACAAGCUUCUCAAUACUGCCAUCACAAGAGCACAAUCUCUGGUUGCUGUGGUGGGUGAUCCCAUCGCCCUGUGCUCUAUCGGAAGAUGCAGGAAAUUUUGGGAGCGGUUUAUUGCCCUGUGUCAUGAAAAUAAUAGCCUGCACGGAAUCACUUUUGAACAGAUCAAAGCUCAGCUAGAGGCUCUAGAACUCAAGAAGACGUAUGUGUUGAAUCCACUGGCACCUGAAUUUAUCCCCCGGGCUCUAAGACUGCAGCAUUCAGGAAAUACCAACAAACUGCAGCAGUCACCCCCCAAGGGGAAAAGCCUCCAUCAUACCCAGAAUGAUCAUUUCCAGAAUGAUGGAAUUGUUCAGCCCAAUCCUUCUGUACUUAUUGGCAAUCCUAUUAGAGCAUAUACUCCUCCACCCCCCCUUGGACCUCACCCAAAUUUGGGGAAAUCUCCAAGCCCUGUUCAAAGAAUAGAUCCUCACACUGGGACAAGUAUUCUUUAUGUACCUGCUGUCUAUGGAGGGAAUGUAGUUAUGUCGGUGCCUUUACCUGUACCAUGGACAGGGUACCAGGGCAGGUUCGCAGUCGAUCCUCGGAUCCUUACACACCAAGCAGCGAUGGCCUACAACAUGAACCUCUUACAGACACACGGACGGGGGUCUCCCCUACCGUAUGGCCUUGGGCACCACCCACCCGUCAGCAUAGGGCAGCCACAAAGCCAGCAUCAGGAGAAGGAUCAACAUGAGCCAAGUCGAAAUGGUAAAAGUGAUACAAAUAAUCCUGGACCUGAAAUUAGUAAGAUUCGAACACCAGAGAAAAAGCCUAUGGAAUCCAAACAGAUUGAUUUGGAAUCAAAUCCACAGAACAGAAGUCCUGAGUCGCGUCCUGGUGUUGUUUAUCCCAAUACCAAAUUUCAUCGCAAAGAUAAUCUCAACCCGAGGCAUAUAAAUCUUCCUCUCCCUGCUCCCCACGCACAGUAUGCAAUCCCCAAUCGUCAUUUUCAUCCCCUUCCCCAGCUACCAAGACCACCAUUUCCAAUUCCGCAGCAGCACGCCUUGUUAAAUCAGCAGCAGAAUAAUUUGCCUGAACAACCAAAUCAGUUGCCGCCCCAACCAAACCAGGUAGUCCCGCCACAGAAUCCGUUGAAUCAGCUGACUCAGCAGCCACCUCCUCAACUUUCCCCUGCCUAUCAGGCAGGGCCCAACAGCGCUUUCUUUAAUAGUGCGGUCUCUCACCGGCCCCAGUCCCCUCCUGCAGAGGCUGUGAUUCCUGAGCAGCAGCCCCCUCCCAUGCUGCAGGAAGGCCACAGCCCUCUCCGGGCCAUCGCACAGCCCGGCCCCCUCCUUCCUUCCCAUCUGAAUAACUUCACUGAUGAGACUCCCCCGGGAUUGCCAAUCGGGGAGGCUUUAGAUCGUAUGCAUGGGAGUGUAGCUCUGGAAACACUGAGGCAGCAGCAGGUGCGGCUCCAGCAGUGGAAUGAGCAUCACGCCUAUCUGAGUCAGGGCAGUAUUCCGUACCCUCACCACCAUCCUCAUCCUCACCUCCAGCAUCUUCCUCAGCCGCCAGUGAGAGCAGACUGGAAGCUCCCCAGCAGCGCGGAGGACGAAGCGGAAACCGCAGACUCCAGGUUUCAAGACUUAAUCAGAGAACUGUCUAAUCGUGAUCAAAGUGAAACACGGGAACUGGCUGAAAUGCCACCACCUCAAUCAAGACUUUUGCAAUAUAGACAAGUUCAGAGCAGGAGCCCGCCAGCAGCCCCGCCUCCCCCGUCCAGCACGGACCACAGUGGCCACUUUUCUAACUUUAAUGACAGUAGCAGAGACAUCGAAGUAGCCAACAACCCAGCAUUUCCGCAGCGCCUGCCGCCCCAGCUCUUCAGCUCACCGUUCUCAUUGCCAUCCGAACACCUUGCCCCUCCUCCCUUGAAAUACCUGGCGCCUGACGGAGCGUGGACUUUUGCUAACUUACAACAGAGUCACCUAAUGGGGCCGGGUUUUCCCUACGGCCUACCUCCCUUGCCUCACAGACCACCGCAGAACCCUUUUGUACAAAUACAGAAUCAUCAACACGCUAUUGGUCAAGAGCCAUUUCACCCACUGUCAUCUCGAACAGUAUCUUCUUCUUCGCUCCCUAGCUUAGAAGAGUAUGAACCCAGAGGACCUGGUCGGCCCUUGUACCAAAGAAGAAUCUCAUCUAGCUCAGUCCAGCCUUGUUCUGAAGAAGUAAGCACUCCUCAAGACAGUCUUGCUCAGUAUAAAGAGCUUCAGGACCAUAGUAGCCAAUCUUCUUUCAACUUUUCAUCCCCGGAGUCCUGGGUAAACACCACCUCAUCUACCCCCUAUCAGAACAUUCCGUGUAAUGGACCCAGCAGGACAGCUCAACCCAGAGAGUUGAUAGUUCCACCACCCAAGACCGUCAAACCCCCUGAGGAUCAGCUGAAGUCCGAGAGCCUCGAGGUGUCCAGUUCCUUCAACUAUAAUGUGCUGCAGCAUCUCGGCCAGUUCCCCCCACUCAUGCCCAACAAGCAGAUCGCGGAGUCGGCCAGCAGCAGUAGCCAGCAGAGCUCGGGGGGCAGCAAGCCCGCCAUGUCCUACGCCAGCGCUUUGCGGGCCCCUCCCAAGCCCAGGCCCCAGCCUGAGCAGGCCAAGAAGAGUAGCGACCCUCUGUCUCUGUUCCAGGAACUCAGCCUGGGGAGCUCAUCAGGCAGCAAUGGCUUUUACUCCUAUUUUAAAUAAUCACUUUUUUUUCCCCCUCCAGGGCGAAUGUUUUGAUUUCUGUUUAUAUCAAUAGAAUUAAGAUAGUUGGACUUCCUCUAUAGAUGCACAGUUCCCUUUGUUUUAAUAUUAAAUAUGUUCUCACUUAAUUGCUUUGCUGCUAGACUUGCAACUAAUUUUUUAAAAGUAUAUUCCAUUAUUUUGCAUUUUUGACGUGUCUUUUGACAGCUUUUAUGUAGAAUAAAAAAUAUUUUUAAAUUUGUGUAUUGUUACAUAUGUUUGCAUCAAGCUAGCAGCUAAGAGUUAAUUGUGCAACUAUAAAAAAAAAAAGAAAAAAAAACUUUGUCUAAAAUGUAUUUAAAAAGAAAAAAAAUUGUAAGUAGCAUUUACAUUUAUUCAAUAAUAUUACCAUAUGCUGGGUUUCUGUACCAGAAAUGGCCAGUUGAUGUACAAAUGUAUGUUAUUUUUGCUUAAAUUCAUUUAAAAUUUUUUAAAAUAAAGGGGCAGCAUCUUCUAAAUACUUUAAGUUUUAUCAGUUUUUUUUUUUUUUUUGUGACAAGAUGCUGCAUUCUAAAACUUUUAUAGUUUUAGACUCUGUAUGAUGUGCUGUUGUAAUCUCCAUCCACUGUAGGAUAGAGUUAAAGGCAUUCUUUGCAAAUGUAUCUUGUAUGCCACUGUUUUUUGUAACAUGAAAAAACAUUGGCAUAGUUAGUUAUUUUUUGGACAAGCUGUACUUCAAGCUUGUUUUUAACGUUAAUUUGAUAGUGUGUGUGUGUGUGUGUGUGUGUGUGUGUUUUUUUUUUUAAACAAAUCAUGAAGCUGAAAAAUUUUUAGGAUUGUUGGUGCUUAGUAGACUUGAUAACUAUUUUAAAAAUGCGUGAAUUUAGUAAAAUCCUUUUUUUCUCACUAUGCAUGUGUAAAUGUUUGUAAUCUGGCUUUCUCCCCCCCCUCCCCCAGUGGUAUAAAGAAUUGUGCCGCUUUAAGGUUUGUUUUUUUCUUUCCCCCCUCCAGUAAAAAUUUUGGUACCUUAUUUGAUGUUUACAUUAAAAUGUGACAUUAUUCAUGGCAAUUCAAAUAUUUUCUAACUGUUUUGUUUGAGGAACAUCAUUAAAAAGAAAUCUGAUAUUUGUCCAACAUGUAUCAAAAUUCAUCGAAAUCUGGGGCAAAAAACUACCCUUGUUUUUCAUGUCUUUCGAUUCUUAUAAUCCCACUGAACUUGUAUAAAAACAUAAAAUUUAACUAGCCAUCUUAAAUAUUCUACAGUCUAAAAAUUGUUUUCAGUGAACUUGGGUAAAAUCCAAAGCAAAACAUUUACCCUCUUAAAACUUGUGGUCUUCUAACAACCCUUGAAAACAAUGCAUGUCCUUCUUGUUUUCCUGAUUGGGUAGUCCUACUUUUUAUACUUCAGAGAAAUCUUGAAACUACAACAUAACUUUUUUGUUGUUGUUCUUUUUGUUUUGUUUGGUUUUGGUUUCGUUUUUAAAUAACGUAAGGUUCAGAAACAUUGCUGAUGAACCAGUGAAUCCUGAUGAUCCAUUCAAAAAUAGUUUUUUUGGAGGACUACUUUUGAAUAGGCCAUCCUGUAUUCACAGUACAAUUUUUGAAAUGGGGUUGAAAAGUGGUGGCAGGGUUAAAGAAAACUCCUCACAUCUCCUCUAUGACUGGAGUUUUAUUGGUGUUGGCCAGCUCCAACUCCCUGUAAUCCUUAGACAAUUUAGGAGAAGAGAACGCCUUUAGUUAAGGGUUAGUGAGCCUGCAGGAAAAGGAGAACACCUGUUUCCUUCAGCUCUUUCUGCUCCGAGUGGGUGCACAUCAUUUGUCUGCGGCUUCCGUUUAUGGGCUGUGAGUCUCCAUGUGAGGCAGUGGAUGGAGACCUGUGGACUGUAGACGUGUUAAUGGUUAGUAUAAAUCACAGUUGGAAAACAGAGCCAGCAACUUACAGCACCACGUUUUCUCUGGCUGAUGUCAGACCGCCACCUUUAACCGUGUCACAUUUUGCUCAACGGAACUUUAGUCACAAGAAGUUUUUGUAUUUCGACUCAGUGACGAAAGGCAAGAUAGAGCCCAAAUUAAAAUCAGAUCUUCCUGACGGGAGGAUGUCUCUGAACAAUAAUUUUUUCAUCCGUGAUUCUCCCCCACAAUGCAAGUCAGAUAAAUGUGUCAGAGCACUUUGAUAAUUACGAAGACAGAACUGGCAUGUCAGGGCUUUGAGUUAAUCCCUUGUCAUGGAGUCAUUGCUGAAUUUUCUGUUUUCCAUACUUGAACCUUUAAAAAAUAUCAGUUUUAACUUAUUUGUAUUUAUAUUUAAAGAGGUCAGGUGCACACCCCACCACUUUAUAUACAUAUACUGAUGUUGGAAGCUUGGGAUAAGGAAGCUGCUGAGUUGUCGUGACACCCCUGUUCUAAGAAGUUACUUCCAAAAAACUAAAAACAAUAGCUACUUAUUAGUUCCUUGCUCUGCUGUGUCCCAGUGUUCCUCCUUUCCUGAUAGUUCUUGACAACCGGUCAAGUAUUUGGAUAUUGUUUCCAUCUACUGCCCUCGUAGAUUCAGUUUUGAAUGUGUCUUCUAACACAUUUACUCUUCCUCAGUGUUACUUACUGCCAUCUCUCCAGCUGAGCUUUGAAUCUGUCAUUUACACGCCAUCUCUCCAGCUGAGCUUUGAAUCUGUCAUUUACACGCGAGUAAAGUGUUGCAAUGGUCCUGAUUGAGUCUUACCUGGGGAAUCCUUGUAAGUUUCUGUAGAAACGAGGCGUGGCUCAUGCUGCCUGGGUAGUAGUUAGCAAAUGCACACAAAGCAGACUGAGAAAAGAGCUUAAGUGCUAGUUUCAUCCUUAGUGUUCAGACGGAACUUUUUUUUUUUUUUUUUUUUUUUGAAGAAACCCUGAUGUUAGCUCUUGGAUGAUACCAAGUAUUACCAGCUUCCUUUUCUUCUAGUUCUGAUUUCUUUUAAGUGAAGUUAAUUGUUCACAUGAUGUCUUUCUACUUCUUUGUUCUUUGUAUCACUCUGAGGUGUUUCCUUUUUCUUGCCAGAACUUUUUUUUUUUUUUAAUUCAUCUUGCUUUUUCAUUUCAGUGCUGCUUGAGAUUUUCUUUUCUUUUCUUUUUUUUUUUUACCUUAAAGAAAUUCUUUUGGCUGAUAGAAUUUGUAGAGUGUCUGUGCUGAAGUUUUUUUUUUUUUUCCUUUCCUGAUCUAACGAUGAUUUUAUUUAAGAUUUGAAAAACCUCAUGAUUCAGUGUAAUGUGGAUAUUUUCUGGUGUUGCUUUUAAAAGGGGCUUUGGUUGACAUUUUGGUACAUGCUUUGCCCAACUGUUAUAGCAGAGCUUUGUUUGUGAUUAAUCAGUAGUUAAUUAUUGACCAUUUAAACUAACAUGACCUUAAUGUUCCUUUCCUCAGACAGAUACGCUUUCUAUCCAGGUCAUUUUGUAUAUGCGAAAUAACAAACUGCUUUGUGUGGUUUUUUUCAUGAGAGAUCCUAGAAUAAGUUCAGGUUGAGUGUAAACAUCAAUUGGUCUUUUCAGUUCAAAGAAUUGCAGAAUAAGUAAAACACGCAGAAUUCCCACUGAAUAAGCAUUAUCUGAUUCAACAUAGCAAUCUCCAAGACCUAUUUGUAAAAAAUAGUUUCCUUGUUGAUGGAGGCAUUGAAAUUGCUGAGAAAGCUAACUGAAUUUCCUCGCUUUGAGAUAGGUAACAUGUAGUAGUAGUAUCUUGUUCUAGUGUAGUUACUUUACGUGUUUAAUAUUUUUCAUGUAUAUACAUCUCGAGAGCAACGAAACUAUAAGCAUAUAAGAAUGUAUCUCUAGCUACUUUGGCUAGAGAGAGCCACCCAUGCCUGAGAUCCAGGGUGUGAACAAACAAUUUCAAGAUAAAGAGAAAAUUAGAUUGACUGAACUAGUUGUUUAAAAAGACACCUGUUAUACUUGGAUAACGUUUCAUAUUGGAGUUGUCCUUAAAAAGGUAAUCCCAGAAAAAGUUUAAGAAUACAUGAUUGAAACCUUAAAUAUAUUGAUAGAUACAGAUUGCUGCCUUAAAGUGUUGUUUAGGCUACCAUCCACUUCUUGCUUUCUUCUAGCCCCACAAAGGUAGUGAUUUGUCCUUUAUGAUUUACCAUGAUUUAUAAUUAUUUCUUGUGAGCCAUCCCCCUAACAUACGAAAACCCUUAAUUUCUACCACCGCCAUAUGUGUCUUCCUAAAUCUCAAAGUAAAUGUGUUAAUAGAUCUGAUUUUUCUCUCCCUUCUUUGCCACAAUCGUUAGAAAUAAUGGAUAAUGUUCUACAAUUUCUUGUUCAGAAUAUCACAUGGUGAUGUCGUCUUUUUAUAAAGAUACGGGCCGCCAUGAAAGAGUAAGUGACAUGCUCGUCUUCAAAGUGCUCAUUAUAUUAGGCGUCUCGAAUUUCCCUUCUACUUGAAGUUGGAUAUUUAUUUGCUGAGAUUUUAUUGUAAAGCUGCUAACUUCACACUUACUACUUUCAUACAUCUGCUUAAUUAGCAAUUUCAAGACCAUUGUUAAAAGGAGUGAAUCUUACUAACGUUAAACAUUCUUCUAAGACACAUUCAGCAAAUGUUACUACUUUAAACUAGAAUACCAGACAUUAAAAAGGAGACAUUUUUAGUGUAACAUUUAAAAUUUUAGAAAUGAUGGGAAAUAUCUACUUUGGAAUAAACUUUCAGGAAACAGUCACAGGAGUUUCUUAAAUUUUUUUGAAGGGAGGUACCUGAUAGAAGAAUCUAGACUUAGUAAUGUGAGCUGUGGUUAAAUCCCAAACCCAGUUAUACAGUAGUCUAAAGCUUCUAAAACUGAAGCAUGAAGAAAACCCAGAGACAUUCAUAUACGUAUAGUUUCAGUAAUCAGAGUAUUAGACCAGACUUUAUUUGCAAUUUGUUCAACAGAGAGAUUUUAUUUUGAUACAAAUAUUAAGCAUAAAGCAUAGUAAGUUUUAUAUAAUUCUAUGAGUUCAUUAAACAAUAUUAUGGAAUUUUCAUUAUGUUCUUGGGGUGUCUUUUUAGCUAUUUCUACACCUCAUAUAGGAGGCCUCUUCUGUAUUUUAUUUUGCAUACUAGCAUGUGACUGCCUGCCUUAGAACUAUGUCUAGGAGGGGAAAUCAAUAUUACUUUUUAAAAAAAUGGGGUUUUUGAAAUGAAUUUUUUCAUUACUACUUUUUUUGAUGUUUGAGAAGUAAAAGGGGGUAGCAAGUUACAUAGUUUCAACACAGAAGUCACCCAAUAGCAUCUGUUUAAAUAUCUAUCCUAUUUUAAGAUUUUAGAAGUUUGAGCAGGGGAGAGCAGUGAUUCUCAAACUUCAGCCGGCAUCAGAAUUACCUGGAGGUCUUGCUGGAAUCCAGAUCGCUGGACCCCACCCCAGAGCUUCUGAUCCCAGGCUGAAGCCUGAUCAUUUGCAUUUUCAACAAAUCUUCAGGCAAUGCUGCUGGUCCAAGAACCACAUAGUUUGAGAGUCGCUGGUCUAGAGAAAGCCCGAAGGUCUUUCCAACCAUGCGUUUCUUUCCUCGACGUAAACAACCGAUCACUUGAGACAUUUUAAUAAUUCUGAUGCCGUGAGUGGAACAUUCAUGGAGAAAGAUUUCUAAGGAGAGAGGAGAGCCUCUGGAGUGGCUGUCACCACCUCCCCCCCCCCCCCCCCACCACUGCCGACCCCGCUGAAGGUCUGUGCAUACUUGUCCACGUCAGGGUGCAGGCCCUCAUUCAUUUCUGGGGCGAGUUUGGUCUUGUGCACCCUGCAGCCUGGGCUUUGUUCUAGAAGCUGUGCAUUUGUUUGGUGUGCUUAGACUUGUUCUUGAUCGUACAUGUGGAGAUGAGAAUUGUAAAAGGAAGCCAUCAGAACGUCACAAGAAGCACCGAGUACAGGAGGCCCUGUCUUAGGAUGGCAGUGACAUGGAGCAUGGGAAGCAAUAGAUAAUCCCCAAAUAAUAGGUUCGUAGUUUUUAUGGCUUUUUUGGUUGGGGGCGGGGGGAUGAAGGUAAAGGGUUUGCGUUUCAAAUUAUGUGUUUCUCAGGUUAACAAAGUUAUUUUGGAUUCUCUGCCAUGCCGGCAGGUGUUAGGGGAGCCUGAAGUGUUGUAUAUGGCAGAAAAUUGAUGAUUGUUUCUGAUUACUUUGCUACUUAAAAAAAAAAAAUCCAUAUAUGUUUGCAAAAACAGUCUAGGGGAAUCUACCAGCUACACAGCAUGAGUUAGUCAUAAACCAUAGGUGCACAUGUAUGAACAAGUUUUUUUGAGAAAGAAACUGUCUAUGAUACAAUAAAUCUGACAAGUCUUUCUAAAAUUCAUAUAUUACUGUCGUUGUUGUUAAUAUUCCCCCUGGACUGCAGCUUGAGGGGUAUCGGGCUCUGCCUCUGGUUUUUAGUUUGGCUUUGAAUUAACUGAGAUACUAGAAAGAGAAAAGAUAUUUUAAGGCAAUUAUAGAAUGGCUUAGACGUAGAAGCGCACAUGAUAAGCUUCCCAGAGCGCACAGCUUUGGAAUUCUUCAAACACAGCACUUCCUCCUUGAAAGGCUCGAUUACCUUCAGUGGGGAUUGUUUCUACGUUCAGCACAGGUUACUCUGUCCAUUUCCAACUCACAGGGAGCUUCGGUUUAUUUACAUUUUGCUUUGCACGAUGCCUUGUCUACAAAGACCUCUUUCUGUCUUUCAGUAGGUCAGAGGGCUCUUGUGUCCAGGUUGAAGUCCCAACGUGUGGGCUCCACCUGAACAUGUUUCUCAGUCUCCCCCCCCCCCCCCGCCACCAUAUGGAGGAAGGUCUUGGAUUUCCAUAUAUCCAGACCAUGCCUGCUUCCUGUCAAUCCAUGUAUAUGACAUUGUACUGUAUUCGCUUUCUGUGCCAGUCAUCUGACCUGAUUCUUUGGAACCCAUGAAGGUACUGGUUAUAUGUAGUAGUUGUAUCCUAGGUAAAGAUGGUGAUUAAAAUACCUCUCCUCUAAAUUAUAAAGGUAAUGGGUUUUGCAUUUUAUUAAAUGGGUCCUGUUAUUAGUGACAGGUGGGUUUUUUUUUUUUUUUUAAUGCUUCAAAAAUACAGUUCUUGUUCAGCUAACUUCAUACAAUCAAUUACUUAGCAAAUUCAUACCGGGUCUUACUUUGUCAGGUCUUCCAGAAGGGAGGCUAGAUAUGAGAUGGUCUGUUUCCACCUCUUCCAAGGACCAGUUGUGCAACUGUCGAAUAAUCAUAAUUUCUGGAAAAAUUAUAACAAUUAUUUUUUUUUCUUCGCAGUUAACAAUACCUCACAUCUGAGAGGUUCUAAUACCUAAAGAGUUUAUCCUUAAAAGUAAAAAUGACUUUGUACCAUAAAAUAACCCCAAACCCACUCUCUAGGGUCUUUACUUUCUUCUUCUUCUUUCUUCUUUUUUUUUUUUUCCCAAUCGUUUUCUUUUCUAACCAGGUUUUGGAAUUACUUUAGCUACUUUGGUUCCUUAGAACAAGUUUUCCAUUUGGGGGCGGGGUGGGGGGGGGGCUACAGUUCUUACAUUGUGAUCAUUGUCUCAGUGAAGUUCUUUUGUCUUAAAAGAUUCAUGGUAACAAAAUGUAUUUUACUGCUACAACUAAAAUGUAUUUAUAAUAAAAUGCCUUUUUAAUAA
Felis catus (domestic cat) is the source of this 13723-nucleotide messenger RNA. RefSeq names its product helicase with zinc finger (gene HELZ). The coding region runs from base 348 to 6164 and encodes 1938 amino acids. Gene Ontology annotation, cellular component: P granule; cytosol. The record is from RefSeq and is a predicted model, not a curated record. Lineage: Eukaryota; Metazoa; Chordata; Mammalia; Carnivora; Felidae. Gene Ontology annotation, molecular function: helicase activity; metal ion binding; ATP binding. Gene Ontology annotation, biological process: regulatory ncRNA-mediated post-transcriptional gene silencing. The transcript is spliced from 34 exons.